GAAACUUGUAGUCUUGCAAAAACACAACUAUUGUCCUGCUCGUGUUUGGUGCAGACACGUGCAGCCUUGCUAUCCUUCUUUAUUACAGUGUAUAAUUGGUAAAGGAACAAGACGUCCUACGCGCCACCAUGGUCGCAGAUGAGAGUAAAGGUUGGUUCACCGUUACAAAGAAAGGUCACAAGAAAGCUGCAGAGCUGCGGGGGGAUAGACAAGAUAAUGACGCAGCGGAAGAUGUGCUGAAAGGGUCAGAGACUGGAGGGUUUGAUCGACCGGGUCGAAAGGAGAGGGACGUGUUUGAGGAUGUCACAGAGUCAUCAGCAUCUCAGACAGAAACAUCAUCCCGCACAAGCCGUUCUGCAAGCCCAAGCACCGCCACUGUGAGCGGGGAGAUCGAGGAACACAAAGCAAAGAGCAAGAGGAACAGAACCCGCAAGUCGAAGCCAACGCCUGAUCAGAGUCCACUUUCUCUUCUUGCACUGAAUGCAGCAAUAGAGAACGCCAAGUCCACCUAUGGCGAAGACCAGCGCAGCCAACUAGGAUUUGUCACAGACGUGUUCAUCACACAUUACCGCAGCAGCGAGCUUCCCUUCCGCAAAAUCCUGCAAGAGGAGCCUAUCCAGAAGGCAGCAGAGGUGCCAUUGGACUCUGUUCCAGCUGCGGUGGUGGAAGCAUCCCUGGCCUUCUACAGGGGGUAUGACAUCGCCGUUCUGUCCUCCUUUGCGGGCACCUUGGUGGAGGCUGCCUUCAACGACAUCCCUGAUUCUGCUGCAGCGGUGCCGCCAAAGGCCAACGUAGGGCUUCUGGUGGCUCUGGCGCUGGUGCUGCGGGCUGUGCCAGCCGUGGCUGUGCUGCUGAGUGACAGCCUCCUCCAGGGCAGCACACGCUUUAGCAGCCCACAGCGGCUGCCUUUCUUGCUCUGGACACUGGCGCAGGCAGCCAUUGGCAAUGUGAGCGUGGGAGUGGCGGUGUGGGUGCGCGUGCUCCUGCCGCAAGUGCUGGGGGCACAUUUGGCGGCCAGCGAAGAUGCGGCCCCGGCUAAGCUGCGUGGGGAGUCGGCGGCUGCAGCGCUGGGCUUUGUGGAUCUGUG
Molecule: messenger RNA, 1087 nt
Organism: Coccomyxa subellipsoidea C-169
Lineage: Eukaryota; Viridiplantae; Chlorophyta; Trebouxiophyceae; Coccomyxaceae
Exons: 4
Cellular component (GO): endoplasmic reticulum; Golgi apparatus
Source: RefSeq, a predicted model, not a curated record